GCCUAUAAUCACAGGAUCAGAAGCUUUUUGUCUGUAUCCAGGUGUUUUCUCAAUCUGCGUUGAGAUGAAGCUGCUACUCGCCCUGUCUGUUGUCCUUAUCACUCUGUCUGUGUUGGCAGAACCCAGCUCAGCAGAUUCCCAGGAGCCCUCCGUCAAGGACCGGUUUAGGAAUAUUGGAGAAAGCAUAAAAGAUGCCUUUACCAAAGCAGGAGAAAAGACUAAGAGCGCAUUUGAAGAGCUGCAUAAGAGCGACGUUGUUAAACAGACCUCGAACUUUUUCAAAGAUACUUUUCAGAAGAUAAAAGACAAGUUUACUAAAUGAUUUCAGAAGAUUAAUUUAGAAGAAUCUACGGAAUGAAAACCCCUCACCCUGCUAUUUGUUAGCCCAAAGAAUAUUGUAGACGUUCCUUUUUUGAGUUUACAGAUCACAUAGAUGUAAUAAACAUCGGUACUUUCCAGUCA
Messenger RNA from Hyla sarda, 462 nucleotides. Its product is annotated as apolipoprotein C-I-like. Gene Ontology annotation, cellular component: extracellular region; high-density lipoprotein particle; very-low-density lipoprotein particle. NCBI's taxonomy places the organism in Eukaryota, Metazoa, Chordata, Amphibia, Anura, Hylidae. Gene Ontology annotation, molecular function: fatty acid binding; phospholipase inhibitor activity. The transcript is spliced from 4 exons. Bases 65 to 322 code for a protein of 85 amino acids. Gene Ontology annotation, biological process: lipoprotein metabolic process; very-low-density lipoprotein particle clearance; negative regulation of cholesterol transport. The record is from RefSeq and is a predicted model, not a curated record.